This is a messenger RNA of Anarrhichthys ocellatus (wolf-eel), 6387 nucleotides long. RefSeq names its product v-maf avian musculoaponeurotic fibrosarcoma oncogene homolog Gb (gene mafgb). The record is from RefSeq and is a predicted model, not a curated record. NCBI's taxonomy places the organism in Eukaryota, Metazoa, Chordata, Actinopteri, Perciformes, Anarhichadidae. Gene Ontology annotation, molecular function: RNA polymerase II cis-regulatory region sequence-specific DNA binding; DNA-binding transcription factor activity, RNA polymerase II-specific. Gene Ontology annotation, cellular component: nucleus. Bases 5157 to 5678 code for a protein of 173 amino acids. The transcript is spliced from 3 exons. Gene Ontology annotation, biological process: regulation of epidermal cell differentiation; regulation of transcription by RNA polymerase II.
CGAGGUGAAAUGUUAACUCAUUUAUUUGCACUUUGGUAGUUUAGUAUAAUGGUACUUAAGCUAGGGGUCGGACCCCUCCAAAGGGUCACCAGAUAAAUCUGAGGGAUGAGGAGAGAAGAUCUGCACAAAUUAAGUUCUGUUUUUUUUUUUUUUUUUACUUUUCUCAUUUCUGGACUUUUUGGGCCUCAAAUGGUUAUUUAAAUGAAAUCAACUCCAAUGUUAGAAGGGGCUGCAAUUAGACACAGCCUUUUUGUAAUCUUUGCAUGACUGCUUUGUAUUUUAUAAGAUUACCGUAGUCCGUUUUAAAUGUGAAAUCUUAAUCUGAAAUACGCAAGUAAUAACCUCAAUGGUGUGCUUAAGUACAGCACAUUAAUACAUGUUGCUUUCCACCGCUGGGUGCUGCAAGCUUAGAAACUAAAUAUCAGUGUGCUCAGAAUUGGUGUGACAGAAGAGCACUUACCUUUCGGUAUGUUCUGAGAUUGCAGCAGACUUGAAGUCUAGAUAUUUGGGCCCGUUCCGAGGCUCCAGGCUGCUACAUGUUGGAUUAACAGAUGCCACUUUGUGUUGGAGUGAGAUAGGCCUGUUGGUCUAUUGAGGCAGCACACAGGUGCAUAAUGGCGAAGUAAAAAUGAUGGAAGAAAAGUGAUGGUUUGUGAAGAGCCGCGUUCUCAUUAUAAUUGAACAAUUUGUAGCUGUUGUAGGAUUAGUUUAUUUUCCUUAAACUAAUACACACACACACCAGUGUCCCUUGAUUAAAUUGCGCCCCGCGUGCUCUUAGUGCACUCGGGCUGUUUAUUUGUGCGUGCAAUGGUUUUUCCUCCGCCGCUGAAGUGUCUCGGUAAUCCCCCUUUUAUUGUGAAAGGUUAUUCUCCGCAUGCUCCGAGCUCUGUCUAUAAAGAUUAGCUAUUCCUGGAAAGACUUCCAUUUGCCUCUCAUUAUCAGACUUCUGUUACCUUCUGUCGGUCAGGCAGCUACGAGCACCUCUCCUCCACCUAAGGUGAAGAGGAAGUGCUCUGUGUCAAUCAUUUUAACACGGGAGGGUCUAAAAUGGCAGUUCAAUGGCAGAUAAUCCUGAGACUAAAGUUUUUACUGUGUGUGUGUGUGUGCUGCCCAGCAUGGGAUUUCUAUCCACAGGUAGGCCAGAUGCUACCUGUCAUCUCCAUUCAAUCAAUGUAAUCACUGACCUUUGCAGCAACAUGGUUGUUUGCAUAUGGUAUCAGGGCCAGAGGGAGUACCAGAAAUCAAGACGAGUGAAUAGAUUGUAGGGCUUUGUUUUUCUCCUUCCAUCACCACCACCACCUAAUCCCCUCUAUAAUGAAAAACCGAAAGAGGCAAGCUAGGGACAGAGGUGUUAGAAGUCCAUAUUCCUCUUUUUCACUGUGCACCUGUGUGUGUGUGUGUGUGUUCUAUGAUCUCCUGGCUGAUACAGUAUCAGCAUAGAGCAGCUGUGGUGAAACAGUUGCAGAAAGAGGAAGCUCUAACAGUUACCACACAGUGAGUGAAUCUGCAGUAUGGGCUUCCCUCUCAAGCCAACUUGCAAUGUGCAGAGGAUUCCUGGGGACACACAGCUUUGGUCUACUGACGGUUAUCUGGGAGUCGGACAUGCACAGAGGUGUGAAGGAGUGUCUGUCCUCUUAUUCAGAUCUUUUAAGUAAAAGCAGCAACACAAAUUGCACAUUUACAGAGUUUUGUCUAGUCGAGGUGAACCACUUUAGAUGCUGUUUGUAUAAAAAAGAAGAUACAUAUUUUAUUAAAUGCUUGUAAUGAAUGUAAUAAUAUAGCUGUUGAAUAUUGUUGAGUAAAACUUACAAUAUUUUAAAAGUAUACUGUAGCAUGAAAUGGAAGUACUCAGCUCAAAAUACUCAAAAGUACCUCAAAAUAUAAAUGCAGCACUUGAGUAAAUUGCACCUCUACCUCGGUGUUGACAUAUCAAGAGUUCACUGGUUUGGCUUCAACGAGGGCCUACAAGCAGUGGUGGAUUAAGUACUCAGAUCUUUUACUUUAGUAAAUGUAGCAAGACCGCAGUCUAGAAAUACUAUGUUAAAAGUGAAAGCUCUGCAGCUGAAAGUGCUCAUUAUGCAGAAUUCUCCAUUUCAGAGUGAUAUAAAACUAGUUCCUGAUGCAUUAAAUUAAUUUGAUACUCGGAGCAUCAAUAUAGCAGCAAACCACUAUUACAUACGUAUGUGAAUACAUAGUGGGUAAUGUCUACCUGAGCAGAGAAUGAAGUCACUCUGUGCUUUGUAAUCCAACCUCUGUGCUUUGUUGACAUAGCCGGGCCGGCCGCGCGUGCUUUUAGUGCAUGUUCAAUCAUUUGAGCGUGCCCCACUGGUUAGCUCGCGGCCGCCACUCUGCACCGUGUUCAUAUGUUUACAGCUGAUGAGGCCGUCCUGACCUACGGUGUCGUCGCGGAAGCAUACAGCACCCACCUUCCGCUUCCCCCCUUCAGGUAAACACUGCUAGCUCUGUCUUUUGAACUUUGUUUGCUCCGUUAGCGCUGUAAACUCCGUUAGCGCUGUAAGCACCGUUAGCCGCAGGCUGCCUGCUCAGCCGUCGCCAUGUUGAGAGCCCUUUAGAGGCAAUAGAAAUGCUCCAAUCUCGUAUAGAGCACCUUUGAUAUUGCAGUUAACUUUGGGGUGAAUUCAAACUACUUUAUAUGCUGUGCAGUAGCUUAAUCUAUAAUAAUCCUGAACCUCAAAUUGAUUUUAUGUAUUAAUUACCUGAAUCUAGAAACUAGUGGCUAAAGCUGUCAGAUAAAUGUAGUGGAGUAAAAAACAUAUUUGCCUCAGAAGUGUCAAGUGGCAUAAAAGGAAAUACAAGUACUUGAGAAAAUGUACUGAGUUACUUACCACCACUGCCUCUCUGCCUACAGUAUAAGGAGCAUUUAUACAGGUAUAUUUCCUCAAUAUGCAGGAUGCUGCAUCUCAUCAAGAGCUUGUAUUCAUCUGCAGUGAGGGCAUGCAUAACACAAGAAACACAUCUUGCGCUCUUAUCUUUGCUGAGAAAUCGUCUGGAGUUUCUUUGAAUGAAAAAUUGCUAAUGCAUCCUGAAAACACAAUUCAUAACCUCAAUUUACAAUAACUAAACAGGCUGUAUGAUUACUUUUGGGAUAGAUAUUAGUAAUUUCUUAAAUAUCACACCACAUUUUAAGUGUCAUUUCAAAAUGUGUCUUUACCUUCAGCAGCCUGGCAGAGAUUGACUUUAAACAUUUUGGCCUGUGAAUGCCCGGGUGGAGGUAUCAGUCGUUGAAAUACCGGCUAUUUAGUGGCAUUAACCAGAAAUAGGCUGCUGAUAUUGGUUGAGUGCUUUCUUGUCUUGUAUUGAAAGUCAUUAGUUCUUCAGAAGUGGAAAUGGAGUAUUGAUACGCUACUCUGUACAUGGGUCCUAAUUGUUGUGGUUUGGUUUUAAAUUGUACUGUAAUUGAGGAUGGAUACUGCAUGAUGUAUGAUAGAGGUUAAUGGCUUUCAGUUAGCUUCUGAACUAAAACAGAUUGGAAAAGUGGGAUUAGAAAGUUGUCAGAUAGCCAAACAGACAAAACUGCAAAAUAACAAAAACAUCAGUUAGUAUACCUAAAGAAAUCUACAACACAAACACAUUUUGUCUCACCGUUACAUUCUAAAUGCAAGUUAUUUACAACUAAGCCUCAAGAAAAGAGGUAAAUAUCUGCGGUAUUUGUGCAAGUAAAGAGUGAUACUGAUAUUUUUGAUAUUGCUGUAUCAUGUCCUUCUUUUAGAGGAAGUACAACGAUAUGAAUCUACAUGUCACUUAGAUGUUUUCCAUAAUCAAGUUCAUCAGCUUGAAAAACCUCUACAGUAAAUUGUGAAUAUCCUCAAGCCAAUACAGUCAUAUGUGUACUGUGUGUUACAGCAGCUUAUCUCAAUUUACUUUCUCCACAUUCAGGAUGUAGCCCAACUUUUUUUUUUUUUUUUUUGGGGGGGGGCAAUUACCCCAAAAAAGGAAAAAUGGGGGUAAAUGCACCCCUGUCCUAAAGCUGAUGGAGGCCCAAUCAAUAACGACCCCAUCACAUGUUUUCCUUCAGAUUCCGAGCAGGCUUCUUUAAAUGUUAGCUCUAAGUUUAGACGGAUGCACAGAGGUGGGGCUGUCGUGUCACACUUUCCACACUGGAUGUUAUCACAACAGUCCAUCACACACAGUAGUAGUGUCUCGUGUCUCUUUAAAUGCGGGUUGCGUAGAUCCUUCAUGAAUGAAACCAUGUGAUCCAAACAUCAUUUGACGUCUGGCGCCUCCGACCAUAGACUAAAACAAGCGACGAAGGAGUGGAUAUAUGUAGACCUGCGAAAAGGCGUGAGCGGAAAAAAAACAUUUCUCCAACAGUCUCUCCACACCGGGUCGACCAACCAUCGGCGAACCCCCGACCUUCGAGGGCGAAAGUCGCUUGGUUUGACUUCUGGUGAGUCAGCUUUUGUCGAAAUCAAAACCUUUUCUAAAUUCCUUAAAAAGUGCUGAAUAUAGAGGUGUUGUUUUGCUGAGUGUGCGCGGCCACCGCCGCUGCCGUGCCGCCGCGGCCGCCGCCACCGCCGCGCUUGUGUUGCCGCUUGUCCCGGCGUGCGCCGCUGCCGCUGAACUCACAGCAACACCGCUUGCCGUUUAAAGGGCAGCAGUCUGGUAUAGUGCUGAAUCAUCACGGUCCAGUCCUCAUACCAGACCCGCACAUGCCGUUCCGAGAGACCUAGUCGGUCUGAGCGGACAGCCACGCCGACCGACCAACCGGCGCGUUUUCGUAAUAACGCAGACAAAGGGGAUGCACUUCGCGUACGGCUGUCAGGCUUAAAAAGAAAGAAAGAGAGAGAGAGAGAGAGAGAAGCCAUGUGUCGGAAUUAAGAGACCGUGCGGGGAGUCCGAGAGCAGGUCGGCUGUCUGUGCUCUUACGGUCGGGGGUUCCCUUGUUGUGUGGCUACUAAAUGGCUAGACCUUUAGAAAGGUGAACGUAUAGCUGGGGGGGCGGGGGGGGGGACCCUGGACGUAGAGUAACAACUUAGGACAGCAACAUCAACACACCGUGAGCUUCUGUCCUCUCCGCCGGGGUGCUGAAGCGGCAGCGGCGGACACACACAGAAGCCUCUCCCGCUGUCGCUUCACACACGGACUCGUCUGUCGCUUCUUCACAGGUCUGUUCAGAAGAGCAAGGCACUUGUGGCAUGACGACGACUAACAAAGGAAAUAAAGCCUUGAAGGUGAAGCGUGAGCCGGGGGAGAAUGGCACCAGCCUCACAGACGACGAGCUGGUGACCAUGUCGGUGCGGGAGCUGAACCAGCACCUCAGAGGGCUCACCAAAGAUGAGAUCCUGCAACUGAAACAACGGCGGCGCACCCUGAAGAACCGGGGCUACGCCGCCAGCUGCCGGGUGAAGCGAGUCACCCAGAAGGAGGAGCUGGAGAAGCAGAAGUCCCAGCUGCAGCAGGAGGUGGACAAACUGGCCAACGAGAAUGCUUCCAUGCGAAUCGAGCUGGAAGCUCUGAGGUCUAAGUACGAGGCAUUACAGACCUUUGCCAGGACUGUGGCACGGAGCCCAACUGUCGGGGUCGGGGUGAGGGCCGGAGGGGUCGGAGGAGGGGGAGGGAUGGCGUCAUCAGUCAUUGGUCCACUCAUACCGGGGAAGAUGGCAACAGCCACGAGUGUAAUUACAAUAGUGAAGUCAAAAACAGAUGCUCGGUUUUGAGGGAGGGAAAGACAGGUGAGGGUGUGUCGGGAUGUAAUCCUUCCUCUCUGCUGGCCACCUCUCCUCCACCUGCACUGAGGUCAAACUGCUAGGCAGUCUCCACCACGUGGCCUCAGCAUGUUCCUGUCACCUGUCUCAGAUCAGUGCAGGUGGAGGAGAGGAUGGAAGCAGAGGAAGAUUAUUGAGACUAUAAAGAUGGAAGUCCUUGGUCAGCGCAUGAUCAUCUAGCACAGGACAGAUACACAGACUUCCUACGGUCACUGAAAACCUGGAAAAGUCAAAUUAUUUGAGAUUAGUUUUAUUCCAGGCCAGGGGGGGAAAUGUCAAUACCUCAAAACACUCAAUCGUGCAAUUUUGUUCAGUUACGUCAGUCAAGUGUUCAGUGUCACGUUUUACUGCUGGUAGAUCAAGAUAUCUGUAAAUUCAUAAUAAUCCCGUUACACACUAGAUUUGAAGUGUUCGUUUUCCCGAACCAAGAUGUAGAACGUUUAAAUUCUCUAGACCAACAGAAAUAUUCUAACACAUGCGUUGCAUAUGUAUUAGACUGAAAAAAAAAGAUGCUAUUAAUGUGUUGGUUAUAGAGUGUUGGGUCCCUGAGCUCCAAAAGAAUUCACAAGAUUUCCUGUGACCCGUUGAUUUCAGUGGCUGAAGAGAAGUCCCAUCAUGCUCGACCCUAGCCAAGAGCCUUUUUCACAAAAGAACUAUAUAU